Molecule: messenger RNA, 2871 nt
Organism: Fomitiporia mediterranea MF3/22
Lineage: Eukaryota; Fungi; Basidiomycota; Agaricomycetes; Hymenochaetales; Hymenochaetaceae
Exons: 4
Coding region: 54-2438 (794 amino acids)
Cellular component (GO): membrane
Molecular function (GO): hexosyltransferase activity
Source: RefSeq, a predicted model, not a curated record
CACACUCCUUUGCUCUUCUCUCCCUCUCUCCACCAGCCCCGCUAUUUUUAAAUAUGCCUUUUCGUCUCAAUCUUCUCUCUCCGCGCAAUACUCGCAAUCCAACAAACCCACGAGUCUCCAUCUCUGCUGCAAGAGAGGACGACUACGACAGCUCAGACAGCACAGAUUCAACAGAGACGGCACGCUCUUGCUUUCACUCCGCCCCCGAGGCGCGCGACCACAAUGUGUAUGUCGCGUCGUCCUCCACCUCUCUCCCGGCCGGCGCGUCCUACCGUGGGUCGUCCGAAUUUCUCCUCCACCCGACCCAUUCGCACGAACCCGGCAGACUGUCCGCCUCCUCAUCCACAGUCCCGACGCCAAUUCCUUCCCGUAGUGGGUCGCCGCUUCCUCAGUUCUACUCGUCCGCGCAAAGUUCGUCGUGCACUUCGGACGCGGAUAGCGAACCGACCAGCCCUUUGCUGCCUCGCAACCGACGAAACCGGUGGUGGAACGAUGACGGGCGGCGUUGGUGGGUGGCAUCCCGUGAAAGCCGGAGAAGACGGCGUCGAAGAGGAGGCUGGUGCAGUCCAAGAUCCAUCAAGAGAAUCAUAAGGGUGAUUCUUCGUCACCCGCUUUUCCCAACGCAGCCCACCUCGAUUCUCUUAACCUUACUAGUUCUCACCAUUUUCGGCAUUUUACUUACACUCUUCUUAAUUCACGUCUUGAAUCCCGACAAGGAGCCUUUGCCGUGGCGCGCUUACUGUUCGAUACCCUCCAGCUCUACGUCGCCCCCUUCGCUGAGUGCCACAGCGUAUUCUCCUGGAUUUCCGUUCAAUUCUCUCUCUCCCUCGGAUGUCUCGUCCCUUUCAUCAUUUAUUAGCAACACGUUCCCGCCACCUCACUUUGAUGAUUUUCCUCCGGCCGGUGUAUUUUUGGGAAUUUUCACGAUGGAUUCUGCUGUUGAACGGCGUAUGCUUGUGAGAAGCACGUGGGCGAGCCAUGAGCGCAGUCGAAAUGGCGCUGGCGCUGGCGACGGUGGUUUAGGGACCAGUCGAUCCAUUGUACGGUUCGUCGUAGGCAAGCCAAGAAGUAGCUGGGAAAGGCGAAUUCAGUUAGAGGCUGAAACAUAUAACGACAUGAUUGUGCUACCCAUUCCUGAAAACAUGAAUUCCGGAAAAACGCAUGCCUUCUUCACCUGGGCUUCGACUGAAGCAUGGGUCCCUCCUUUACCGGAUAACUAUAAUCGUACUCUCUCGCCCAAUUUUUCUUACACGAAUGUUACGGCGAACCACACGAUUCCUCUUGCCAAACAUGACCCUGUUCAUGUUCGUAGAGAAUUAGCCAUGACUGGCCAACAGAAACCAUGGGUACGGCCCGACUUCGUUGUGAAAGUGGACGACGACUCGUUUGUCAUGCUUGCUGAAUUGGAAGCCCGCUUGCGUGUUGAGCUGCACACGAAAACACGCAAUUCACUCAAUGGUGACACGCUGGUGUCGCGCCAUCCUGAUCCAGACACGGAACUUCCACAUAGUGAGAUGCCGGAGCCGGACGUGCACAAGUCCAGCUCCACGAGUGCACAUCUCAUCAACUCUACCGCUGUUGUGCACCAGGAGCCCCGGGCUCCGGUGCCUCACGUAUUUUCGACCCCGUCUCCGCAUGACGACCCACUUAUUUAUUGGGGUUACUUGGUCAAAAAUCAGUUUAUGGCAGGCGAAUUGUAUGCAUUGAGUUGGAGCCUAUCGGAAUGGGUGUCGCGGGAUCCGGUAGUGAAGGGUAUGACGAAGGGGAAGGAAGACAAACAGGUGGCCAAGUGGAUGAGAGUUCAUCCUCGGGCUUCCGAGGUGCGAUGGAAGAGUGAGAGAUGUUGGAUUUAUGACCAUCCCCGAGCGGGCACAGUGUACUCGCAUGGCUAUUUGUUCCCAUCAGAAGCAACAAGGAUACGCAAAAACAUUCUUUCAUACCUCGGUUCUGUGCCGACUCUCUUCGGCGAUCCAUCACCCUCCACACCAACGGCUGCAGCGCCUGUAGGCGGUGACGACUCCGCGUCUCCGACAUCGUGGGCUUACUCGAGCGUAUCAACCUUUGGCGUACGGUAUGAUCCACCACUAUCAAACCUCACCACUUUACAAGGCAUAGAAGCGCUUGUGGAGGGCUCAGAUAUGUCAAUGCUAAAGGAAGGUGGUGACUUUACUGCCAAAGACGCUUGGAUGGUACGCGAAGGGCGACGAAAACGUUACGAGGACAAGCGUGUUGGUGGGACCAUCGUGGUGCACUUCAUUAAAAAGAACCCAUGGUUUUUGGAGACUGCGCUUGCGCUUCUUGAGGGCGAGGAGAUGACUUCGAGGGAGCGAGUGCUCAGUCCGCCUGAAAGCAAGACAAUGGGUGCGAAUGCCGUCAAUUAUUUGGAUUCUACCUUGUCGGACAGAGUGGCAGUACAACUAAAUCGUGGUGGACGAUAGCGUCAGCAGGAGCUGCUCGGUCAGUUUUCUGCCAUUUUAUCUCUCGUAUUGCUUUGUGAGAGGAGUCUACUCGGAGGGAUUUGUGCUUGAAUCUCCGUUAACAACAACACCACUUUUUUUGCUAAGUGUACCAUAAUAUUAAUACCCUCAAAAUUCAAAAUUCCAAAAAGCAUGUACAACUGCCCACACACGCAUACCUUCCUUCAUCGCUGCGCUCCCUCGAUUAUUGUUCAUUCUUUUUUUCACCUCCUGCUUCAUGUGAGCGGCAGCAGCUACCAUUACACACAACUCCUUUCAUAUUGACCUGACCCCCCCUUUUUUUUAUUUCUAUGCACGUAUAGACUUGCAAAACCAUUCGUUUUCUCCUUCCCUACCUUCUGCGAAGUAAAAUAUUAUCUGGACUGUUAGUUAGUUAGCCAGCUUUUUUCUUUGU